AUGUCUGACUCUAUGCGCAAGGAUUUCAGCGAUAAGGCCCAGGAGAAGGUCACUCCUAACUCCACCAAGUCCACCCAGGACAAGGUUAAGGAAACCGUCACCGAUGCCGGUGACCGUGUCGCCCGUGGUGUGCAGCCCGAUAGUGACAAGGGUGGUACCCAGGAGGCCUUCGACAAGACCCAGCGUGCCCAUGACAACAACAACGGUGGUGCCGCCAGCUCCAUCGGUGACAAGGUCAAGAAUGCCCUUGGCAUGGACAAAUAG
Molecule: messenger RNA, 264 nt
Organism: Penicillium angulare
Lineage: Eukaryota; Fungi; Ascomycota; Eurotiomycetes; Eurotiales; Aspergillaceae
Product: heat shock 9/12 family protein
Exons: 3
Coding region: 1-264 (87 amino acids)
Source: RefSeq, a predicted model, not a curated record